Rasamsonia emersonii CBS 393.64 is the source of this 633-nucleotide messenger RNA. RefSeq lists its product as uncharacterized. The record is from RefSeq and is a predicted model, not a curated record. The coding region runs from base 1 to 633 and encodes 210 amino acids. Lineage: Eukaryota; Fungi; Ascomycota; Eurotiomycetes; Eurotiales; Trichocomaceae. The transcript has 2 exons.
AUGGGCCGCCGCAGGGGGCUGCAUACCUGUGCCCUGGAGCCGCCCAUCUCGGGCGAGCGUGUCGAGCAGCGUCGUAGCGCGCGAUUCGGAUCCAGGAACUCGCACGGCGACGCUGGGCAGCGAUUCGCGGUCCAAGAAUGGAAUGCUUCAUCGGGGAGGACGAGGGGCGUCAAGCCGUUUCAAGGACCAGCGCAGGAAACAGACGACAGCCAAGAGACGACAGGACAGAGGAAGCACUGGGACGAGCCCAUGUCGAGCCCGUCGGAGUGCUGCGUUGCGUUUCGCCCAAGCGGCAUGCCUGACCAGGCGAGAUGGAGAGCUGAGAAGUGGCCGCCGCAGCCAAUCGCCGGCGGCCGGCGGCAGUCAUCCGCGACAGCCAGGCGACCGCAUUCUCACGACGCCGUCAUGCGAGGAGACGCUGUGGCUAGUGAGUCCAAGAGAAAGGGACGUCACCGUCUGCUUCCCCUCCAUACCAGCCCUGGCAGUUCCAUGGCCGAUGAACCGUCCCUACAACACGAACCGCUGUCUCCUUUCGCCCUGGUUACGACGGAGUACAGAGUCCUGUCUUCAGAAAUUUCUCUGCCUAGCAUCGCCCACGAUGAUGACUCGGCAUGGUGGCUUGGCCUCCACUGA